Messenger RNA from Sebastes umbrosus (honeycomb rockfish), 4081 nucleotides. RefSeq names its product adhesion G protein-coupled receptor F3b (gene adgrf3b). The record is from RefSeq and is a predicted model, not a curated record. Gene Ontology annotation, cellular component: membrane. The transcript is spliced from 19 exons. Gene Ontology annotation, biological process: cell surface receptor signaling pathway; G protein-coupled receptor signaling pathway. NCBI's taxonomy places the organism in Eukaryota, Metazoa, Chordata, Actinopteri, Perciformes, Sebastidae. Gene Ontology annotation, molecular function: G protein-coupled receptor activity. The coding region runs from base 802 to 3879 and encodes 1025 amino acids.
AAAAAAACACUUCUCGUGAAUUUGUGACUUUAAUCUCAGUGAAUAUCCAAGUUUUUUUCUCCUAAAUUUAUGACCUUAAUCGUAGAGUUUUUUUUUCUCGGAAUACCACCCCUCUCCCGCUACAUAAUAGCAAUUGUUUUUGUAAGUACAGUACUUGAGUAGGUAGUUGCUUUCCACCACUGCUCAUAAGUCUGAUCUGGUUGUGGCAUGUGAUUGGCUAUUUGUCGGUGAUGGUGGUGUUCGCUGGAUUGGAAACAUUUUUAGUUAAAAGAGGACUUAUGAGGACUCAAAGAGAGCACAAACUCAUCUGGUUUCAUGAGACGGAGCAGCUGCUCUGUGACCUCCUGAAGGAGAAUGCUUGAUUUGAUAAACAAAUAUCCAUGGAAAGCUGAUAGGCUCUGUGUGUAUGCUGACCAGUCCAGCUGGCAUGGAGACAUGCCAUCAAUGCAAAUGGUCUUCCAACACAAAGUCAUGACAUAAGUGUGUCCCGUAACAACCACCCCCAAACACACACACACACACACACAAACGUACACAUACACCCUGUCCAGCUUAACCCCGUCUUUCUGACAGAUCUGCUCACUUACUUUGACUCUAGUUCUGAUGUGUGCCCGAUAGAUAUGGAGCACAGUCAGAUUUCUGUUUGCUAAAUGCAGCAGGUUAAUCAUCUGCUUUCUGUGCGAUGCCAAGUGUAAAGCCAAGGCCAAAGAACAUUUUUUUUUAAUAUCAUCAAGUUGGACUGCAUGGACAUUUCUCGACUUACAUGAAUAAGUGACUGCUGCCGAAGAAUCCGAAGUAACAAUGUGUUCCAGGGUGUUUCUGUUUCUGACAGGAGCUGUGUACAUCCUCUAUCAGGUCCUUGCCACAGAUGUCUACAUUGCUGAGCUGAUGGUGGAAGGUAAUGUCACGCUGCAGGCCGAGACCGUCAUGUCAGUUUUCAACACGACGACUAACCUCACAGUGAUCGAUAAGGAUGGCAUUGCCCACCCAGUGACCAUCUCCUUCAGUGAACUGGUAGCAGAGUGCCAGAUUAUUGGAGAUCAAACCAGUUGCAAAUGCUAUCCCGGGUAUGUUUGGAGCAACACAGUGUGCUACAAUCACAGCUGUUGCCGUGAAAUGACUUGCACACAAAAUGUGUCAGACAUCGUUCCACUCUGCGUUGCCAAAGUCAAAGUUCGCAUCAAUGGAUCAGUUAUAAUGAAUACAGGCAUGUGGAGUUCUGUCCAAACUACCCAGCUUGAGACUGAAUUUGGAAAACUGAAUGCCUUUGAGUACCUGAAUGUAACCGGUCACAGGCUAGACAACAAAGUUACCGACUUUGAGGUAGCUGUCAGCAUCAAAUUUGACACUUUCAGACUUCAAGUCAUUGUGGAAAAUCUGCAAACCAGUCUCGGAGCUGUACUUUGGGUCGACACUUCAGGAAUGGUCACCAUUGAGUCCCCAAACACUACAGUGUGCUAUAAGUCUGAUCCAGUACUGAAAUGCACAUUUGAGGAGGCGACAGACAGUGCUGGAUGGAACAUGAGUAGGAAGUAUGAACGCUUUGAGCUCAACAACGGCAGUGUGGUGAAACUGGGCUACGACUGUUCUACAGAGGUCUCAGAGAAGUCUUGUGUUGAAGUUACACUCCAGGAGGUGACAGGCAUCUGGUCAGGCUCAUACGAGUGUGGGUUCACUCAUCGGUCAGUCAGGCACACAGCCAAGGCAGAAUUGAAUGUGGCUCUCCUGCCCGAUGUGAUCGUCAUGAAGACCAAUCCUCUUACUGCAGACUGUUCGGGAGGGGAUAGCAGUGUUCGUAUAAAAGUCACUGCCACCAUCUCAAACAGCACAGAGACCUUUGAAGUUUGGUGGAGCUACAGUGGUACAGGGAAAAAUACAACAACUGACUACAUAUCUGAUGGAGAUAACCUGGUCUAUGCUUUCAACGUUGAUGUCAGUUGUACGGAAUCCAGCAAGGCACAAUAUGUUACUGUCACUUUUAAGAACACUAAGGACCAAGUACAAAGUGAAAGAGUGGAUAUCCCAGUAAUUUAUGAGGGUAAAACAUUUUGCAUUGAGGAAGAUGUAAAUGGACAAUGUUGGCCAAAAACCCCAGCUGGAGACACAGUGAUUAAUACAACAUGUCCAGAGGGCAGGGUUGGCUAUAAGUCACGCACCUGUGAUGGCACUACCUGGCAGUCGGUGUUUCCCAACUGCGUUGAUGAAGAGUUGAAGAAAGUUUUGAAUGCUGCAGAAAACUUCCGUAAGGGACUAGGGGCUACCCAGGCGGUGGCCCUGGAUAUAUUUGCAGGGCUUAAGAACAGCUCUACAUCCGAUUCUUUUUCUGAUGACGAUUAUUCUAUUGCCGACAUUAACGCUGCCAUCAGUGUUCUUGAUGUGAUGGCCAGUGCAUCGGAAUUUAUUGACUUGCAAGACGACGUCCUUCCUGAUUUUGUGAACGCAGCAAGCAAUAUGUUGAACAAGACCUGGGGUGGGGUCAACAGAUCUAUUGUUGAGCAGAUGUCAUCAAAUUACCUUCACUCCGUGGAGGAACUAGUACAGAAUAUCAAGUUCAACAAGAGCAACGAUCUCGACACUCAAAAUUUACAGCUCAAAUUCUGCACAAGUCGCGACUGUAACGUGUCCGUGUUUGGCAUCGACGUGAAUCUGAACAAGUCCACUGGAGUAAUGAAAACCGUUGCCGUGAAAAAUCUAAUGGAUAAACUAAAAAAUAAUUACGUCACAAAGGAGCGUACCAGCCUCUUAGUAUCGACGACGCUGGAGGACCGCCACGAUCCUUAUUUAGAAAUUAUGAAAAUUAAAAUGCAGUUUCCCCAGGAGCAGCUGGUACCCACUAAACCUUUCUGCGUAUUCUGGGACAGCUUAAAGAGGGAAUGGUCAAAUGUGGGAUGCACUGCCCAAACUAGCGAUGGAAACCGCACAGUCUGUGAAUGCAACCACCUGACUUCAUUCUCUGUCCUCAUGUCCAAGGGUGACGUACCUGAUAAAGUCCUAGAUAUCAUUACCAAUGUGGGCCUGGGUAUUUCCGUCUGCUCGUUGCUGAUCUUCCUCAUCAUUGAGUAUCUAGUGUGGUCGGCCGUGGUCAAGAGCAACCUUUCGCAUUUCCGUCACACAGCCAUAGUGAACAUUGCCGUGUUUCUCUUGCUCGCUAACUGCAGUUUCUUGGCCUCCACCUCCCCUGAGAGUCUCGGGGACACCUGGUGCCUGACUUUGACGGUAUGCAAACACCUGUUUUACUUGGCCAUGUUCAGCUGGAUGCUGUGCAUGAGCGUCAUGCUCGUCCACCAGCUCAUCUUCGUCUUCAGCCCGCUGAGGAAAAGAGUCUUCAUGUUCUUCUCCAGCAUCGUAGGCUACAUUUGCCCAAUCUUAAUAGUGGGAUCCAGCUAUGUGUAUUCUAAAUACACCGAGAAGGAAUACUAUAAUAAGAAAACGUGCUGGCUAGUUUAUGAAAGACUCUUGGAGGGUUCCAUUCAUGCUUUCCUCCUCCCCAUAGGAACCGUUAUUUUGACAAAUAUCUUUUCCAUGGUGGUCGUUAUUCUUACUCUAGUGAAGUCCUCGGCCCCUGAGGGCAGCAAAGCAGACGACAAGGAGACAGCCAAGAGCAUCAUCAAAGUGUUGGUCUUUCUAACGCCUGUUUUUGGAGUAACAUGGAUAAUUGGCUUCGCUCUGCUCCUAUUGAAGACUAGCAGUCCCAUGUAUAAAGUUGCCAGCUACAGUUUUACCAUCCUCAAUUCCUUCCAGGGCCUUUUCAUUUUGAUCACUGGGUGUUUUGCAGAGCAGAAGGUUCGAGAGGAAAUGAUAAGGCUCAUAACGGCAAAAUCCAAAGGAAAAAGUGAGAGCAAGACGAAUUUGACAACCACGUACACAAAAGACAAAUGAAGACCGAGAUUGUGGAGACGGAAACAGCGACUCGCAUGUAUGCAGCUCCACUUGUAGCCUAAAACUCUUAGUCUACUUUGUGUUAGAUUAUAGAGACAGUUACAGAUGUAUAGAUGAAUGGCCUAAUAGAAGGUUAAUUGUCAUCUAAAGGUUACUGAAUAGAACACUGCAUGUUUUGAUAAUAUUAAAUGAUUUGAUAGAA